Messenger RNA from Sphaeroforma arctica JP610, 1206 nucleotides. RefSeq names its product S-formylglutathione hydrolase. The transcript is spliced from 5 exons. Gene Ontology annotation, molecular function: S-formylglutathione hydrolase activity. NCBI's taxonomy places the organism in Eukaryota, Ichthyosporea, Ichthyophonida. The coding region runs from base 144 to 992 and encodes 282 amino acids. Gene Ontology annotation, cellular component: cytosol. The record is from RefSeq and is a predicted model, not a curated record. Gene Ontology annotation, biological process: formaldehyde catabolic process.
AUAGGUUAUAAAUAAAUAAAAUAACAAAUGUUGAAAGUUUACGUGUCAAACAAGUCUGUAUUUUUAAAUACAUCUGUGUCUUCCAACGCUCAUAGCCGCACCACGAGCAACAAACACUUUGCUAAUGGAACACAUCGAACACCAUGUGUGAAAAGACCGCGUCCAACAAAUGCUUUGAGGGUACCGUGGAGCAGUACUCGCAUCAGAGUGAUGUACUGAACUGCAAGAUGUCCUUCACUGUCUUCCGGCCCGCCUCCAAAGACUCGAGUGCAAAGCUGCCCGUCCUGUUCUUCUUGAGUGGACUCACAUGCACCGAUCAGAACUUCAUCACCAAGGCUGGUGCCCAGCGAGAGGCUUCCAAGCAUGGCAUUGUCCUGGUCUGUCCUGAUACUUCGCCCCGAGGUGCUGGUGUCGAGGGCGAGGAUGACAAGUACGAUCUAGGUACCGGCGCAGGCUUCUAUUUGGAUGCAACCGAGCCCAAGUGGAGCAAGCACUACAACAUGUACAGCUACAUCACCAAAGAACUGCCCGAACUCGUGCACAAAACGUUUGGUACCGAUCCCCAGAAGAUGAGUAUCAUGGGCCAUAGCAUGGGCGGUAUGGGAGCGCUGGCUAUUGCACUAAAGAAUCCCGGUGUGUACCAGAGUGUGUCUGUAUUCUCGCCCAUCGCGAAUCCCACGGCCGUAGAGUGGGGGCAGAAGGCGUUCACGGUCUACCUGGGCGAUGACAAGGAGAGUUGGAAGGCGUACGAUCCCUGUGAACUUGUUAAGAAGUACUCUGGACCGCCCAUGGAUAUUUUAAUCGACCAAGGGUUGGACGAUGAGUUCUACGUUGGCAAUGCUCUCAGGCCUGAGUCUUUCACCAAUGUGUGUCAGGAGGAAGGCAUCCAGUGUGCGCUGCGUCUCCACGACGGUUAUGACCACGGAUACUACUUCAUAUCCACGUUUGUCUCAGACCAUAUAGUACACCAUGCUAGGUACUUGUGCGAGUGAGCAGCAAAGAGUUUUGAGCUUGGUAAUAGUUAAAAUCGAAUGCAUUUCUCGCAAGGUAGAAAGUGCGCCUGAUUCCUUGAAUAAAGGGAAUGUAAAGUAAGUACUUAUAUGGAAGCUCCCUGAGGACAUAUAGCAGUGUCUGUUUCAUCCUGAAGCAUUAUAUUUAUAGCUCAUAUAUUUUUAGAAGGCUGCGCAUAAAUAUAUUUCGAGCUGG